AUGGGUACUAGCAUUUUUAAUAUUCUUAUUUCUCAUAAAACGGAAGAGCAUGAUAUAGAAACAUUUUGGAGAUUGGAAUCGAUUGGUAUUAACUCGAAGGAAACAGACAUAGACGAUACAGAUUUUUUGGAAACAUAUCAAGACACUUCGAUUGAACUCAGAGGUAAUAAAUACUUUGCAAAAUUGCCAUGGAAACAGGAACAUGACGAACUACCAUCAAACUAUACAGUCACAAGAAGAAGAACAGAGAACGUUAUUAAGAAACUUAGUCAAGAUCCUAAACUACUAAAGAAGUAUGGAGAUAUAAUCGCCGAACAGGAACGCAGAGGAUUUGUUGAGACAGUAGAUGAAAAUGAACAAAAAGGCGGGAAAAUUCAUUACAUUCCACACCACCCUAUACACAAGGAAUCUAGCACAACUCCUAUACGAAUAGUAUACCACUGCAGUUGUCGUCAAUCACCAAGUCAUCCAAGUCUAAAUGAUUGUCUUAUGGACACACCACCAAAAUUAAAUGAUUUGACAAAACUCCUAGUACAGUUUAGAGCCAACCAGUUUGCUACAUGUAAUAUAUUGAGAAAGCUUUCUUACAUGUUGGAUUGA
Molecule: messenger RNA, 600 nt
Organism: Mytilus trossulus (common blue mussel)
Lineage: Eukaryota; Metazoa; Mollusca; Bivalvia; Mytilida; Mytilidae
Exons: 1
Coding region: 1-600 (199 amino acids)
Source: RefSeq, a predicted model, not a curated record